AUGGAGGCAACAACAUUGACUGUUCAUUGGCAUAAUGAUAAUCUGCCCAUCUAUUCUGUUGAUUUUCAACCAAACGAUCUGUCAACAACAACAUCAUCUCAAUCGCAACGUUUGGCUACUGCUGGAGGUGACAAUAAUAUCAGAAUUUGGACCUUGGGAAGUUCCAAUACCAUUGAUUUUUUGAGUACUCUACAUAAACAUAGUCAGGCUGUUAAUGUUGUUCGAUUCAGUCCCAAUGGUGAUAUCUUAGCCUCUGCUGGAGAUGACGGAACAGUUCUAUUGUGGAAGAAAAGCGAUACUAUUAUUACCAAUUUAGAAACUGAAGAUGAAGAGGAUAUAAAAGAAAGUUGGAAAGUUGUGGGUACCAUAAGAUCAAGCACUUCAGAAAUUAUGGAUCUUGCGUGGUCACCCAAUGGAAAUUAUAUAACGACUGGUUCUAUGGAUAAUGUUUUAAGAGUUUAUCAAUUAAUCUCACAGAAUGAUAAAAUCAAUGGGACAUUAGUUCAAAAUUUAUCAAAUCACACUCAUUAUAUUCAAGGUGUGUAUUGGGAUCCAUUGGAUGAAUACAUUGUCAGUCAGUCGGCUGACAGAUGUUUGAAUGUUUAUCAAAUAACACACCCUGCUUCCUCUACUUUAGAGGUUCAGUUCCGUCAUAAAUUCUUCAAGUUUGGUAAUGUUUAUUUAUACUACCCUGAGACAUUGCAGUCGUUUUUUAGAAGACCUUGUUUCUCCCCAGAUGGAUCUAUACUAGUCACACCUGCUGGUUUGGAAGAAUCUGCAACUAAUGAAUCGAUCAAUAAUGUGCUAUACAUUUACUCCCGAACUAGUUUAUUUACUUCCCCUAUUUUCAAAAUUACCGGAUUGACUAAACCUGCAAUUGCUGUUUCAUUCAAUCCUAUUAAAUACAAGAUUAAUGAUGGGGUGUCGAUGUUAAAGUUGCCAUAUAAGUUGGUAUUCGCCGUGGCGACCCAAGACGGGAUUGUCAUCUAUUCUACACAAGAUAAUUUCAAGCCACUAGGGCUAGUGUCGAAUUUACAUUAUAGUUCAGUGACAGAUUUGAAAUGGGAUCUUGAUGGGUCAAGAAUAAUAGUUAGUUCCACUGAUGGUUUUUGCUCAGUGAUCAAGUUUCAACCCGGGGUGUUUGGUGAAGUUUACAAGGAACAAGAGGUAUCGCAACCAUCAUCUGUGCAGCAAAACAUUACCGAUAUGAAACAGGAAAGUCAAGAAGUUCCAGAAAACAACCCAACACCGAAAGAAGAUACAUCUCCUGUCAAAGAGAAACCGAGUGGUCACACACCUUCGAUUGAUCAGUUUUUCGGUAAGGAACAAAAAGUAAAAAAAAAGAAUAACUCCAACGUUGAUACAGUAGGUAUGAUAUAUAGUUGA
Molecule: messenger RNA, 1386 nt
Organism: Candida tropicalis MYA-3404
Lineage: Eukaryota; Fungi; Ascomycota; Pichiomycetes; Serinales; Debaryomycetaceae
Gene: CAC2
Product: Cac2p
Exons: 1
Coding region: 1-1386 (461 amino acids)
Biological process (GO): nucleosome assembly; DNA replication-dependent chromatin assembly
Cellular component (GO): nucleus; CAF-1 complex
Molecular function (GO): protein binding
Source: RefSeq, a predicted model, not a curated record